Messenger RNA from Neurospora tetrasperma FGSC 2508, 650 nucleotides. RefSeq lists its product as uncharacterized. Gene Ontology annotation, cellular component: prefoldin complex; cytoplasm. The coding region runs from base 84 to 551 and encodes 155 amino acids. The record is from RefSeq and is a predicted model, not a curated record. Lineage: Eukaryota; Fungi; Ascomycota; Sordariomycetes; Sordariales; Sordariaceae. Gene Ontology annotation, biological process: regulation of DNA-templated transcription; protein folding. The transcript has 5 exons.
ACAUCACAUUCAGUUUGUGAAUUAGACACUCUUUCAUCUAGCCCAUUCCUCUCUCGAUCACAAACGAAUAAGAAAGCGUAAAGAUGUCUGGCAAGCAAGAAGGAGUCAACAUCGAGAGCCUCAGCGCUCAACAACUUACCGCCGUCAAGCAGCAGCUAGAUGAGGAGGUCGAGCACCUGACGGCCUCGUACACGCAGCUAGCUGCGGCGCAGGCCAAGUUCAAAGAGUGCUUGCGAAUUGUGCAGACAGGAAGCAGUUCUUUUGAUGACAACAAAGACAUUCUCGUGCCCCUCACCAACUCCCUCUACGUCAAGGGCAAGCUCUCCAACCCCGACCGCGUGAUCGUCGAUGUUGGUACUGGGUUCUACGUCGAAAAGGACACCAACAGUGCCACUGAUUUCUACGAUGCUAAGGUCAAGGAACUUGGCACCAACAUUCAGAACUUGGAAGCCAUUGUCCAGGGAAAGACUAACAACCUCCGCGUGGUGGAAGAAGUCUUGAGGCAGAAGGUGCUGGCACAAGGAGCUGGACCUGCAUCGGCACAGGCAUAGUGGAGGAUCUGACUUGUUAUUGUGUGAUUGAGCGAAGCAAAAAAAAACGACAAAAAUAAAACUUGGGCACAGCUACUUGGUGUAUGUCCUCGAUCUCCU